AUGGUUACCUUUUUUAAGUUGGAUUCCAAUAAAAUCACUGCGAUAAUUUCGUUGGAUGAUAAAGAAUAUUUUGUGCGUAAGCCAACUUUCACGACACGACCAACGCAACCACCGCCUCCGCCACCUUCAGCAUUAUUUUCUCCAAGAUCCAAACUAAGACAGGAAGUCUUGCCGAUUACAAAUAACUUGGACAAUUUAUCUUCGAGUACUCGAGUGCCCCCAAUACCCAUAAAACCCCCAAAUUUAUCUACCAAAAUGCUUAUGAUUGCAGAGGAUGACACAUAUGAAGUACCGAAUACAACUAGAAAAAGGUACGCUAUAUUUUUAAUCAUUAUUAUUGAUUAUUAA
This is a messenger RNA of Thelazia callipaeda (thelaziosis nematode), 348 nucleotides long. NCBI's taxonomy places the organism in Eukaryota, Metazoa, Nematoda, Chromadorea, Rhabditida, Thelaziidae. The record is from the annotation of a GenBank genome assembly.